GAAAACCUCCCGGGUGCAGCGAGAGAAGUUCCUCAUAGAGAGCGGCUGCAGGAGCAGCGUCCACAUCGCCUCACACCGGGCUCCUCACUGACCUGGCGGCUACGGAAGGGGACAACUAGGAAAAUAUGGGAUGCAUCAAAUCAACAGCGAAAGGCCAAGCGUCUCCAGUCGAAAACGAUUUCAAGAGCUAUCCAGUACGUAAACCUGAACGAACUAUUUAUGUACCAGAUCCAACGUCCAAUAAGCAGCGCAGGCCACCACAAAAUGGAGGAAGUCUAUUACCUGGGCAGAGGAUGCAACAUGCAGAAGCGGAGGAGACUGGGAAUAUAGUAGUAGCUUUAUAUCCGUAUCAAGGAAUCCAUCAAGAUGACUUAACUUUCAAAAAAGGAGAAAAAUUAAAAAUACUUGAAGAACACGGGGAAUGGUGGAAAGCAAAGUCCUUAUCCACCAAGAAAGAAGGAUUCAUACCUAGUAACUACGUGGCCAAAGUCAACACGUUAGAAACGGAAGAAUGGUUUUUCAAAGAUAUAACAAGAAAAGAUGCAGAAAGACAGCUGUUAGCACCUGGGAAUACUGCUGGAGCUUUUCUUAUCAGAGAAAGUGAAACCCUGAAAGGCAGCUACUCCUUGUCAAUAAGGGAUUUUGAUGCAAAGAACGGUGAUGUCAUCAAGCACUACAAAAUCAGGACUCUUGACAAUGGUGGAGUUUACAUUUCCCCCCGGAUUACGUUCCCGUGCAUCAGUGACAUGAUCCAGCAUUACCAAAGACAAGCAGAUGGCCUAUGCAGGAAAUUGGAAAAACCCUGUUUUAGUCCCAAACCACAAAAACCAUGGGAUAAAGAUGCUUGGGAAAUUCCAAGGGAGUCUGUUAAACUAGUGAAGAAACUUGGAGCUGGACAGUUUGGUGAAGUCUGGAUGGGUUUUUAUAAUAAUAAUACAAAAAUUGCAGUGAAAACCCUGAAGGCAGGAACCAUGUCCGUGGAAGCAUUCAUGGAGGAAGCCAACUUGAUGAAGACGCUCCAACAUGACAAGCUAGUGAGACUUUACGCUGUGGUCACUAAAGUGGAACCAAUUUACAUUAUUACUGAAUAUAUGGCAAAGGGAAGCCUACUAGAUUUUCUCAAGAGUGAUGAAGGUUCUAAGCUGCUUCUUCCAAAGCUGAUUGACUUCUCUGCUCAGAUUGCAGAAGGUAUGGCGUACAUAGAAAGAAAGAAUUACAUCCACCGUGAUCUUAGGGCAGCGAAUGUGCUGGUCUCUGAGUCUCUCACGUGUAAGAUAGCGGACUUUGGUCUGGCUCGCGUUAUUGAAGAUAAUGAAUAUACAGCAAGAGAAGGUGCAAAAUUCCCCAUCAAAUGGACUGCUCCAGAGGCAAUCAACUUUGGGUCAUUCACGAUAAAAUCUGAUGUGUGGUCCUUUGGAAUAUUGCUGUAUGAAAUUAUAACAUAUGGAAAGAUACCAUAUCCAGGUAUGAGCAAUGCAGAUGUGAUGUCUGCGCUCCAGCGCGGCUAUCGAUUGCCACGUAUGGAUUCUUGCCCUGAAGAACUGUAUGAAAUCAUGAAACAAUGCUGGAAGGAGAAAGCUGAAGAGAGACCCACAUUUGAUUACUUGCAAAGUGUCUUGGACGACUUCUACACAGCGACAGAAGUGCAGUAUCAACAACAGCCAUAGAUGAUGGACAAACCCUUACUGUGUGCGGAAAACGAUUGAGCCGGCCGGAGAUAACCCACAUCCAGUAGUGUAUGUUUCUUUACCAUGGCUGUCUCAUAUCCCAAGCUUCAGAGGGUACAUUACAUGCGGCCGUCGGCAUCAGAUUCUUACAUUUGUGUAUAUAAUGGACUAAAUUAAUCUGGUUUCUUUAUCUGAGUAUUUAAAAGAUUUUUAGUGAGCUGUGGCUGGGAAUUUCCAGCGGUCACCUAUUCACAGCCUGUGCAGCUACUUUGAGUUUCUGCAGUGUACGUAAUCAUGUAGCGUGCCAUUCACUUCAGUAAUGUGAUCAGUUUCUGUUAACCGAUGAGCUGAGUGUUCAGUUCAAGGAAAUGGUUUGCUUAUUGGACGAUCUCACUGUUCCAUGACUGCGCAGAGUAGCCAAACCUGUCUGAACUGUCCUCACAGGCACACAGCACCCGUGUGUUAUAUGUGUGCCUACGGAUUACAGGUCCUAACAUGUGAAAAGACGUUCCUGAGCAUGUGUGGAAGAGGAAACAGAGCUGAACAUGUCAUUAAACCCUGUAGGAUUGCAGAUCAAUGCAGUAGGUUCACCUGCAAUCCUGCGUAAGUGUUGUGAGCUCACUCAUUUCUGCUACAUCAUCGCCCAUUUCCAAAUCUAUUCCAAGGCAUGAAUGUUAGUAAGCUACCAUAAGUGUCAUACUCGGGGACUGUAACAGGAAAACAACAAUCACAGACCGGUCAUUAUUUUUGAAUAAUUAAAUGUAGUGUAAAUGAAUGGUUUAAUUAUCAGAGAGACAGCGGAGAAGUGGAUACCAAAAAGUGCCUUUAAAAAUGUGGCCAAACAUUCAGGUGCUGCUGCUCCCUUGGCCAGAUUUUUUUCAUUUUUUUUUUUAACAACCCUGUGCACAAUUCCACCAAUACUUAUUUUUUCUUGCUUUUGGAACCAAUUUUUGGUCUAUAGCCAAUAAAAGGAUGUGUGGCUAUAAAGGGCAGCUCACCCAUAAAUGUGGAGAAGAAGAGUAAUGGAGUCCGACCCUGGUUAUGUUUUUUUUUUUUUACAUUUUAUUUUUAUCUUGUGGCAUUAACUGCCUGGUAUGAAAUAUAUUUUCUGUGUAAAGUAGCUGCUUAGAAGAAAAAA
Molecule: messenger RNA, 2805 nt
Organism: Bufo bufo (common toad)
Lineage: Eukaryota; Metazoa; Chordata; Amphibia; Anura; Bufonidae
Gene: LYN
Product: LYN proto-oncogene, Src family tyrosine kinase
Exons: 13
Coding region: 126-1667 (513 amino acids)
Biological process (GO): protein phosphorylation; innate immune response; cell surface receptor protein tyrosine kinase signaling pathway
Cellular component (GO): extrinsic component of cytoplasmic side of plasma membrane
Molecular function (GO): ATP binding; signaling receptor binding; non-membrane spanning protein tyrosine kinase activity
Source: RefSeq, a predicted model, not a curated record